AUGGCGCCCGCUUCUCUACGGAAGCCGCCUCAAGCUCCCCCCGUCUUCACAGCGACCCCGCAGUCCGUCGUGGCCGAUGCGGAGCGUCUCAUCAAGACCUCACGUGCCGUCCAGGACAAGGUGGUGGCCGAGGUGAAGCCCGAAGCGGCCACCUUUGCCAGUGUCCUGGGCCCCCUAUCCCGGAAUGAAAACGAAAUGGCCUUGGAGUCACACAUCAUCGGCUUUUACCAGGCAGUCUCGACGGACCAGAAGCUCCGUGAUGCUUCAUCCAAGGCCGAGGAGUUGAUGGAUGAGUUCUUCAUCGAGUCUGUCAUGCGGGAGGAUGUCUACAAGCUAGUGGAUGCCGUUUUGAACAAGAAUGAGACUUUGGAUCCCGAGUCUCGUCGACUCCUCGAAAAGGAGCACAAGGACUUUAUCCGCAACGGACUGUCUCUGCCUGCCGGGGAGAAGCGUGAUCGUUUCAAGGAGAUCAAGAAGCGCCUGAGCACGCUGAGCAUUGAGUUCCAGAAGAAUCUAAACGAGGAGAAUGGUGGCAUUUGGUUCACUCCUGAGCAAUUGGAUGGUGUGCCUGAUGAUGUUCUGUCGGGCCUGAAGAAGGGCGAGGGUGAGAAUGCCGGGAAGCUCUGGUUGACCUUCAAGUACCCGGAUCUUUUCCCCACCAUGAAGUAUGCCACCAACUCCGAGACUCGUCAGAAAUUGAUGAUCGAAAACGAGAACAAGUGCAACCAGAAUGUGCCCCUCUUCCGUGAGGCUAUCAUCCUGCGUGACGAGGCUGCCCGUUUGCUGGGCUACCCCAAUCACGCCGCAUUCCGUAUCGAAGACAAGAUGGCCAAGACCCCGGAGACUGUGAACAAGUUCCUGGGCGACUUGCGUUCGCGCCUUACCGCUGGCGGUAAGCGAGAAAUCCAGACCUUGAUGGACUUGAAGAAGUCCACCGACCCCAAGGCGGAUGGCCGGUACUUCCUGUGGGACCACCGCUUCUAUGAUCGCUUGAUGCUGGAGAAGGACUAUUCACUGGAUCAGCAGCUCAUCGCAGAGUAUUUCCCCUUGCAGACCACCAUUCAAGGUAUGCUGGAGAUCUUCGAGGAGCUGUUUGGAUUGGCGUUUGUUGAAGUAGUCGGCGAGGAUCGUGCUGCCAUUGCUCCCACGGGCAAAGGUGAUGAUAUUGUUUGGCAUGAGGACGUGCAAGUCUUUAGCGUGUGGGACGAUGAAGGCGAAGGUAGCGGCUUUGUUGGCUAUCUGUACCUCGAUCUGUUCCCUCGUGAGGGCAAGUAUGGCCACGCUGCCAACUUUAACCUCCAGCCGGGCUUCAUUGACGCCGAAGGCAAGCGCCGAUACCCCGCGACUGCACUGGUCUGCAACUUCACCAAACCUACCCCCAAGAAGCCCUCCCUCCUCAAACAUGAUGAAGUGGUUACUCUGUUCCACGAGCUGGGUCACGGUAUCCACGAUCUCGUGUCCAAGACCAUCUACUCCCGCUUCCACGGCACCAACACAGUACGGGACUUUGUGGAGGCUCCCAGCCAGAUGCUUGAGAACUGGUGCUGGACGCCUUCCCAGCUGCGCGCCCUCAGUCGCCAUUAUUCUACCCUGUCCCCCGAGUACCUUGCCGGCUGGCAAGAAUCCCAACAGGCCAAGAGCGGCGGUAAGACCGCGACGGCCCCUCCGUCUGAGCGCAUCCCAGACGACGUCAUCAAGAGUCUGAUCUCCACCAAGCAUGUCAAUGAUGCCCUCUUCAACCUGCGCCAGCUGCACUUUGGUAUCUUUGACAUGGCCGUCCACGAACCUGCCAGCCACGAGGAUGUCAAGGCUCUGCCCGUAUCCGCCACCUACAACCGCCUCCGCCGAGAGAUCACGCAGAUGGACGGCCCCGAAGCCCUCGGCGCCAGCGAUGACUGGGGCCAUGGCGAGGCCACCUUCGGCCACCUGAUCGGCGGAUACGAUGCGGGAUACUAUGGUUACCUCAGCUCGCAGGUCUACUCGACUGAUAUGUUCUACACCGUGUUCAAGGAUGAUCCCAUGAACAAGGAGCAUGGUCGUCGGUAUCGUCACACUGUUCUUGAGAAGGGUGGUAGUCAGGAUGAGAUGACUACUUUGACGGAGUUUUUGGGUCGGGAGCCACGGACCGAUGCUUUCUACCAGGAGUUGGGACUUGCUUAG
This is a messenger RNA of Penicillium oxalicum, 2160 nucleotides long. RefSeq names its product M3 family metallopeptidase. The coding region runs from base 1 to 2160 and encodes 719 amino acids. Gene Ontology annotation, biological process: peptide metabolic process; proteolysis. Gene Ontology annotation, cellular component: mitochondrial intermembrane space. The record is from RefSeq and is a predicted model, not a curated record. The transcript is spliced from 2 exons. Gene Ontology annotation, molecular function: metalloendopeptidase activity. NCBI's taxonomy places the organism in Eukaryota, Fungi, Ascomycota, Eurotiomycetes, Eurotiales, Aspergillaceae.